AUUUACACUCAAUAUAUUUACACUUUUUUUUGUAUAUGAAAACAAUAAAUUAGUUUUUAUGUGCCAAACACCUGUUUGUUAUUCUAGUUUGAAAUGGGUUUUCUAGUGAACACCCUGAGCAUUUUGGUGGUCAUACUGGCCAUACUGUUCACCGUAUUUGUCAAUUACCCGGAACCCCCUCUCAGUCCACUGUUAUAUCAAUGGCAGUCGAGUGGACACUACUUUCACUUCAAAGGAUAUCAAGUGUUUUAUAAAGAUGAGUUGAGUGAGAGUGCGGCCAAUGACAUAACGGUGCUAUCACUGCACGGCUUUCCCACGUCCAGCUUUGAUUGGUAUAAGAUAUUGCCGGAUAUGCGGCGCAAUGUCCGCCGAUUCAUUGCACCCGACUUUCUGGGCUUUGGUUUAAGCGAUAAACCGCGGUUCCACUCGUAUUCAAUCGUUGAACAAACGGAUCUCAUCGAAGAACUUAUGAUGACUUUAAAAGUGGAUACAAAUGUUCAUAUUUUAGGCCACGAUUACGGCGAUACUGUCGCUCAGGAGCUGAUGGCCAGACAGAUUGAUGGCAAUUUAAGCUUCAGGAUCGCGAGUGUGUGUCUAUUAAACGGUGGCAUAUUUCCCACAAUUCAUAAACCAAUACUCAUGCAAACGUUGUUGAGAUCUCCAAUAUUGGGAACAAUUUUGUCGAAACUUUCCAAUUAUUAUAUGUUUUCGAUGGCAUUGAGCGGUGUAUUCGGUCCUAACAGUCAGCCCUCUCGUGACGACUUGCAUGACUUCUGGAAACUGAUUCGUCAAAAGGACGGCUACCGAGUAAUGGGAGACAUCUUGUCAUACAUUGACGAUCGUCGUCAACACGAGGAUCGUUGGGUCGGCGCUCUCCGCACUAAUCAAAUGCCAUUACAUUUCAUAUACGGACCGUCAGAUCCCAUCAAUCGAUCGCCAGAAUUCCCGAACACUUAUAGGAAAAUCAUUCCCAACCCAAGUAUCGAUGUGUUGGACGACCAGAUCGGACACUACCCGCAGUUGGAGUCCCAUAAGCGAGUCAUUCAGUUGUACUUGAAUUGGUUGAAAAGCCGGCAGUUUAUCACACAAUUGGUGUUCAAUACGUAACAACCAUUUCCUCAAUCAUUAUAUUUGUUUAUUUAGAUAUAGACCAAUCUCUUUAUUUACUGUACGCUAGAUUAUGUACACAUUUUACAGUUAUUGGGGACGUAUGUCCAAAAUCUUAGUGAAUAGACGGAAC
This is a messenger RNA of Oppiella nova, 1240 nucleotides long. The record is from the annotation of a GenBank genome assembly. NCBI's taxonomy places the organism in Eukaryota, Metazoa, Arthropoda, Arachnida, Sarcoptiformes, Oppiidae.